Messenger RNA from Brassica napus (rape), 1291 nucleotides. RefSeq lists its product as uncharacterized. Lineage: Eukaryota; Viridiplantae; Streptophyta; Magnoliopsida; Brassicales; Brassicaceae. The coding region runs from base 77 to 1291 and encodes 404 amino acids. The record is from RefSeq and is a predicted model, not a curated record. The transcript is spliced from 5 exons.
CUACCGUUGCUAGUCUCUAUGCUUUUGCCAUUUAGUACGAAUUGAGAGUUUUAGGGGAAGUGCAGAUCUUGAUGCUAUGAAUGACCAUGGUGGAGCUUAUGAUUUGAGCCUUGAGGAACUGAUGGAUGAGUAUGCUUCUCGACCUCCACAAGUAGCUGAAUGGUUGUGGUGUAUCGAAUACGUAGCCAAGUUCGUUAAAGAUAUACGUUGCAUUCUCGAUUUGAUGAACAUGGGGUAUCAAUACUCGGAUGAUUAUGGGAGGAGGAUUAAUGAAGUUUUGUCUCUUAGAGUCUUGGAGUUCAUGUUUGAUCCAAGCAAGAAUGAUUCUAGUGGUGUUGGUGUUGGUGUGGCUUCUGCUUCUGAGGAAAGAGUUGAGUUUGAUUUGUCUUUAAGCAAUGCUGAUGUCCUCAGAGCGAUUCUGAGAGAGAUUCCAGCUUCGGAACUGCGAGCAGGCAUGCCGGAGUUAUCAAAGUUCAACGUUCUUCCAUUUAUUGCUUACAAGAACAUGUGUUUGCCACAGUGUGCACUGGAGAAGCUGAGAGAUUUGAGUUUAAUGGAGAAUGAGACAAGUGCAGCUCCUGAGAUAGAAGCAAAUGAUCCUGUUUUUGGAGGUGAUGGACCAGUGCACAUGGAUGCAUGCGAGGAGGAGCCGAUAGAUGAGCAACAAGUGCAUAUUGGUUUGGAUAAAGUAACUCUCACCGACGAUGAAGAUGAGGCAAUGCACACCAAUGGAAAAGAUGAAGUCAUUGUGAUCGAUGAAGAUACAGAGAAUGAUCAAGACAUAGAUGGUGAACACAUUAGCAACGGUUAUACUCAGGGCCGGCUCAAUACUGGUAGGGCCGGCCCUGGUUAUACUACUGGUAAUACAUUUCUUACAAGCUCAAGGAGAUGGCCAGAGAACGCACGUGUGAAAUGUACAAAAGAUGGAACCUGUUUAGUCGGUGGAAGCGAUGAUGAUGUUGAGUCAGAAAUGGUCAAAGAUCCAGCAUUAGCCAAGAAGAAUAAAAACAGUUACACAAACCUUCCAAGAGCCGAGAAUGUAUGCUGGAAAUGUGGAAAAGAAGGAACGUUGUUGAAAUGUAGCAGAAACGAGUGUGCAUCAAAAGUUCACAAGGAAUGCUUGAAUUGUGCGGUUAACUUUGAUGAAGACGGGAACUUUCACUGUCCUGUGUGCUGGUAUGAUGGAGUCGUUGCAGAGUACUUAGAAUCUCAGAAGUUGAUGAGCUCUGCCAAGAGAAGACUGAUGAAUUUUAUGCCUCUGCUUUCAACAAGAAGCAAGAGACUCAGGUGA